Caenorhabditis elegans is the source of this 3425-nucleotide messenger RNA. RefSeq names its product RRM domain-containing protein (gene melo-1). The transcript is spliced from 4 exons. The coding region runs from base 154 to 387 and encodes 77 amino acids. Gene Ontology annotation, biological process: negative regulation of DNA-templated transcription. Gene Ontology annotation, molecular function: RNA binding; nucleic acid binding. The record is from RefSeq and is marked reviewed. NCBI's taxonomy places the organism in Eukaryota, Metazoa, Nematoda, Chromadorea, Rhabditida, Rhabditidae.
GGCCGUCGUUGCUGUUAGUAUUUUACUAUCGCUGUGUGUGUGCGUGCCCCCAAUUCCUCCCCAGUUUCAGAAGUAUUCUCGCUAUUAAUUUCUUAUUUUAUAUAUAUAUAUUGAUACAGUGCAUAUAUUUAUUCCAGUGAACCUAUAAUAAUAAUGUAUCACAAUAACAACUAUGGAUAUAACAAUCAUCGUGGCGGUGGAGGUUUCCGUCACAAUAAUUACAACAACAACAACAAUAACCAUCAUCAUCACUACAACAAUUUGCCGAGAAUCAAUGAGACGCAAGUUCCUCAGUCGAAGCACACGAUUUUUAUUCGAGGACUUCAUGGUGAUAUUUCGACGGAAGAGAUCAAUCGGAAAAGAGAGUUCUAUCCUACUAUGUGUUGAUUAUUACCUACAGGGAGAUUAUUUUCCCACACACACACACACACACACACCCAACAUUAAUUCUAAUUCAUUCUAAAAUAAUUUGAUGAUGUCGCGCUGUGGGAUACGGUCUUUUCUUUUGCAACGAAUUUUGCAACAAAUGAUUUACAAUUACAAUUACAAGUCUCUAAAAUUUUCCACCAGUUUUCACAUUGUGAGUGUAUUACAUAUCAAUAUAUAUAUUCGAGUGUGUGACACCCCCCACCCAUCUCUUUCUCUUUUUCCCCCGUCUCUUUUUUCUCAAAUGGAAUAUAUUUCUCAUGCUUUUGAAUUAACACCAAAUGCACGAGCUAUUCUAUAUUCAACAUACCUAAUUCAUUUUCAGACUCCAAAAAAGUUGUGGCCCCCCACGAAAUUGUGAAAUUCUCCCACACUGCCCUUUUAAUUAUAUGCCUGUUUUAGGGAAUAUAUUGGCGAAAAAGUUGGAAAAAUCUCGUUCGAUUUCGUGAAAGUGGCUCAAGAUAAGAGCAAGAUAUUCGUGGCUGUUCGAUUUGAGAAUCGUGAUGAGGCUAAGGAGUUUAUGGAGACAUAUUCGGAUCGUGAAUUCAUGGGAUGCCGUUGUGAUCUCUCUUGGUUCCGUGAUAUACGUCGUUAUUGUGCCUAUCAGCGUGCCAAGCAGGUUCGAAGCAACAGUCAACGCCGCCGUCGUCGUUCUGAUUCACAAGAGUCUUCGAAGAGAUCUGCGUCGCCACCAGUGAGAAGAGGACGAUCGAAGAGCCGAUCUAGAAGCAGAAGUCCGUCGAGAAGCCGAUCGAGAAGCCGCUCAAGAAGUGUGUCUAGAUCAAAGUCGCCGGCAUCUAGAAAUGGAAGAGUCUCUCGGCAUCGUAGUAGAAGUCAGAAUCGAUCGAGAAGCCGAUCGAAUACCAGAAGCCGGUCUCGUAGCUCGGGAAGAUCGGGCAGUGCUCACUCGAGAAAAUCGGAUGAUGUUGAUUCGUUCGACGAUGAAUCGUUUGAUGAGAAGUCUCGAGUCAAAGAUAAUGAAGCACGACAGAAGAGACGUAGAGAGUUGUCAGAUGAUGAUCGGAAAGAUGUACGAGAAACUCAACCAAAGAAGAGUGUGAAGGAAGAGCUUCCUCAAAUCCCACUUCCACCGAAAACUGAAGCAGCAGCAUCGCCAUCUCCAGCUCCACCAACUCCAAAAGCUUCAAAAUCUGCAUCGUUCAUUCCACCACCGACGGCAGAUGAUAUGGAAUUGGAAAGUCCUCCACAUGUUUCCAAUAAUCAAUAUGAGUACCAGCAAUCCAACAACACAUAUAAUCAAAUCAGAACUGGUGCAAGUCCAGUUUCAGUAUCCUAUUCAGUGCCAAUGGAAGUUGAAGCAACUCCGAAGAUGAUUGUUAGAGAGAGUAAGAGGAGUCACUAAAGGAAUUUCUCAAAAAAAGGGCUAUUUCUUAACUCAAAUCUGAAAUUUCGCCGAUUUUCAAGAGUCACAACGGCCGGAAAUAGAUUUUUAUCUGUAAAAUAAAACAAUAAUCGAACAAAAAAAUGAAUUUAUAACCGCUGCGACCAGGGAAAAUUGCCGAAAAUUCAGGGUUUAGUUAAAAUUGGCCCAUUUUUUCGAAAUUUUUGGAACCGCCAUAAAAGCUUUUCUUGAAAUUUUUCGAUAUCUAUUUAGUGUCAAUUUUUGAAUUUUCAGCCCCACAACCUGCUCAACCGCCAGUUCAAGUCAAUUCUUAUUAUACCACUACACCUAUUCAGCAACAACAGCAACAACAGCAACCAAUACCACCACAACUCCCUACAGCGUAAGUUCAUUACCCAGACGCCAAAUUUUUUGAGAGUUUUGCUCCAAAAAUACGGUUCGUGGUCUCCAAGCGACAGUUUUUUUUUUUGAUAAAUACAAACAGGUAUGCGCCUUUAAAGUGUACUGAAAUAUUUGUCGAUUUUUUGUUGAAAAUCAUUUUUUAUUUUAACAAAUCGUGAGAAAAACAAUUGAAAGCACUGCUAGGAAAUUUAGAAGCUACAGUACUCUUUAAAGGUGCGCACCUGUUUGUAAGUAUUUAACAAAAAUUUUUCGUGUCGAGACCCGGUACCAUAUUCCCCGCGGGGCAAAUUUUCACGUUUGUGUAAUCCGUUUUAGUCCACCACAACCACCACCGACCACGCCCCAACCUGCGUUUGUGCCCCGUCAAAUUGGCAGAAUCGAAAUAGUUAUGCCUUCUUCUCUGCCGGCUCCAGUGGUUUCAGCUGCUGCUGCUUCUGCUUCUGCCGCUGCUCACCCAGUUGCUAUGAAUGGGUCUGCUAUCAGUGGUGGUUCAAGUAUGCCCGACAUUACAAUGCACCCCAACACGAAUAAGUAUGAAUUUCGAAAUUCCCUGAAAAACUAAUAUUUAUUCUCUAAUUUUUAAUAUUUCCCUCAAAAAAUCAAUGUUUUCCAGACUCUUUGGUCAUCUCAAAGCCUUCCAAUCUGCUCUCCUCUCCACUGUCAAGUAUGAGCCGCCAGCGAGAAAGGAAGAAGACGAAGCUGGAUUCUCUACUCUCCGUCUCUCAUCACUAGCCACUGAAGAUGACUCGGCGGACGAGGAGAAGGCGAUGGUGAGGGAGUUGAAGCUUGCGAAGCUCAACGAUGAGCAAAUGAUGCGUUUCCAUAUUAAGAAGAAGCAACUCGAAUCGGUAAGUUUUCAAGUUACUCAUUGACUAAUUUGAGUCAAAUUUUCUAUUUUUCAGGCUUUUCGCAACGAUUGUGAAACAUAUGCGGUCGUCACACGUGCUCUUCUCGCUAAAGACGAGUCUCUACAAUUCGGACUGAAAAUGGCAUUGCUCGAGAAUAUGGAGGAUUUGUACAAAAAGAUGAUGCAACGUGUCGAUGAUCAGCUCGAUGCUCUGCUUGUGAUGGCUUAAACUGGGAUUUUUUCUUUAAUCAAUUAUGUAAAAACAUAUAUGCUUAUUCUUCUCCAAUUUUCAAAUGGAAAUGAUCUCCCUUCAUCAAAUGUAAUCCCAUCCUAUCCAAACUUUCUGAUCGUGAUAAUAAUUGUAUUUCUGUAAUGAAGUACUUCAAA